Messenger RNA from Manihot esculenta (cassava), 2274 nucleotides. Its product is annotated as trihelix transcription factor DF1. The coding region runs from base 108 to 1898 and encodes 596 amino acids. NCBI's taxonomy places the organism in Eukaryota, Viridiplantae, Streptophyta, Magnoliopsida, Malpighiales, Euphorbiaceae. The record is from RefSeq and is a predicted model, not a curated record. The transcript has 3 exons.
CAAAGUUUAACUUCACAACUCAUCUUCAUAAAACCCUUAAUAGAAUUCACCAUCUUGCUCUAUUUUCCUUUAGAUUUUAUAUUCUUGGUAGAUAGAGGACUCCUCCUAUGCAAGGUGACUCCAAUAAUACUGUGUUACCAACCUCCGGUCAUGUCGUCGUCACCGCCACUAUGGUCCAUGAAGGUGGCCAAGUCGGCGCUGCUGUUGCUGCCACUGCUCCAAAUAAUUUAUCAGGUGAAGAAGAUAAGAGUAUUAUUAGGGUUGAUGAAGGUGACCAGAUGAGCUACGGUUCAAACCGGUGGCCAAGACAAGAGACUUUGGCCUUGUUGAAGAUAAGGUCUGAUAUGGAUUCUGUGUUUCGUGACUCAAACCUCAAAGGUCCAUUAUGGGAAGAAGUUUCCAGGAAACUAGCUGAGCUUGGUUAUCAUCGAAGUGCCAAGAAAUGCAAGGAGAAGUUCGAGAAUGUGUACAAGUAUCACAAGCGAACCAAAGAAGGCCGAACUGGUAAAUCCCAAGGCAAAACUUAUAAAUUUUUCGAUCAAUUACAGGCUCUCGAAAAUCACCAUUACCAAUCCCAGUUACCAUCACCACCAACACAGCCGCCGCCAAAACCUCAACCUCCGAUCAUAGCAGCUGCUACAUUGCCUUGGUCUAGUAAUCCUCCUAGUGUUUCUCAUGCAACUGUUCCAUUAAAUAAUUUUACAGCUCCAUCACCUGACCCUGCAAUCAAUGCUAUGCCAAUAUCUUCAUCACAACCUUUAAAUCCUUCUCAAACAAAUUUCCCAUCUUUUCAAAACCUUACUUCCCAUCUUUUUUCUAGCUCUACUUCCUCCUCCACAGCUUCCGACGAAGGGUUUCAGGGAACUCGAAAGAUAAAGAAGAAGAGAAAAUGGAAGUAUUUCUUCGAGAGGCUAACUAAGGAUGUUAUCAAGAAGCAAGAAGAGUUGCAGAGGAAGUUUUUGGAAACAGUAGAGAAACACGAACUCGAAAGAAUGGCACGCGAGGAAGCUUGGAGAAUGCAAGAGAUGUCAAGAAUUAUUAGAGAACAUGAAAUUUUCGUCCAUGAACGGACCACUGCUGCUGCUAAAGAUGCUGCUGUUAUUGCAUUCUUGCAAAAGAUAUCGGGACAACAAAACUCGAUACAAAUUCUAGAUAUUCCACAACCACCAACUUCAGUAGCGGCACCAGUUCCAUCUCCAGCUCCGUUGCCGGCACCGACACACGUAAACGCGACGGCGCCACCACAGCCUAGGCCAGCACCACCAGCUCCUUGUGUAUCAGUAGUAAUGGAUUAUUGGGAUGUUAUGAAGAAGGAUAAUGGACAGACUGAUGAUAUAUUAAGAUCUUCAAGGUGGCCGAAAGUUGAAGUUGAAGCUCUGAUUAAUCUUAGAACCAAUCUUGAUACUAAGUAUCAAGAAAAUGGUCCUAAAGGAAAUCUAUGGGAAGAGAUCUCAUCUGGGAUGAAAAAGCUUGGAUAUAACAGGAGUUCAAAGAGAUGCAAAGAGAAAUGGGAAAAUAUAAACAAGUAUUUCAAGAAAGUGAAAGAAAGCAACAAGAAGAGGCCAGAAGAUUCUAAAACAUGUCCAUAUUUCCACCAACUCGAUGCUCUAUACAAGGAAAAAAGCAAGCCUAAUGAGAGUAAUAAUUUGUCCAACUAUGGUGGUCACGCUUCACUUCAUCAUCCCAUAACCACAAUGGAGCCCUUAAUUGCACGGCCGGAGCAGCAGUGGCCUCUUCAACAGCAGGAGAAAAUAUUAAUGGAUCUCGACGCCGAUAUUGAAGAUGACGAUGAUGACAACGACGGAGACACCGAGGAAGAAGAUGAGGGAGGAGGAGGAAGUUGUUUUGAGGUAGUAGCAAGCAAGCCUGCAACUUCACUGGGCAAUGCAAGGUUAUAAAUUAAAUGAAGAAAUGGCGAAGAGGGUUAAAAAAAUCUCCAAAUUGAAACUAAACUUAAUGAGGAAGAAGAAGCAGUCUGAGACAAAAUGGCCGGGCUGUGAAUAUAGAUCUUCCGAUAGUGGAUGGAUGAAGAUGCUGAAGCUGUUGUUUGUGGCAGCCACCUCUUUGAUUAACUUAAUUUAUGUGCCCAUUCACAUGGGUUCCAUUUCUAUAGUGGGAUGACCAAUAUUGGUUUGUAAUUUAUUUUUUCUUUUUUCUAUUUCUGUUUGAAAAUUAAAAUAAAUUAUUAUUUGGAGCUAUAUAGAGAAACUGGGUAGGGAUGAAAUUGCACAAAAUAAAGAAAUUAAAUAGAAUAAUCAGUCCUAAUUUGUAUUU